Molecule: messenger RNA, 2972 nt
Organism: Selaginella moellendorffii
Lineage: Eukaryota; Viridiplantae; Streptophyta; Lycopodiopsida; Selaginellales; Selaginellaceae
Product: fibroblast growth factor receptor 1
Exons: 4
Coding region: 35-2515 (826 amino acids)
Biological process (GO): protein phosphorylation
Cellular component (GO): nucleus; cytoplasm
Molecular function (GO): protein serine/threonine phosphatase activity; ATP binding; protein kinase activity
Source: RefSeq, a predicted model, not a curated record
ACUGUGAUAGUCUAUCAAAGGGGACGACUGAGAAAUGGCGGCUGCAUCGGCGCCCCAUUCGAAUUCCCGACUGGGCAUUGUCGAGGACAUGGCGAAGCUGGGCGUCUCAUUAGGCUUGAAAGCUAGGCUUUGCAUCCGGCAGUGCACCCUCCUGAGCAAGGCGAUGGUGGAGGUGAGUGAUCUGGUGAGGGAAUGUGUGCUCUUCAUCACUGCAGCCAUUGAGGAGGAGCUGCUUGCCGCGAUGAGAAACGGGGUGGAGCUCAUCCGAUCUUGCAAGACAAAAGGGACCUGGUGGAGAGGGCGGAUCUCUGUGGGUUGGGUCAUCACAGCUCUGCUUCAUGAGGAGAGACGGUCAGAGUUUGUGGAGGCUUACGACGCACUGCUGGAAGCUGCUCGAAUCGCAAUCUCCCCCUCUGUGGCAAAGCACGGUUACACCUCAUCAAGUGCGAAGAUCAUCAUCGGGCGACUGAUGUCUGCUCAAGAAUUGCUGAGCAACGAGGCGGACGCAGACAGAGAUGAGCUCGUGAGAUUGAUACGUGACAGUUUGAUUCUUCCCAGAGGACUGAAGCUCCUACGCAGCAGGCUAGUCGGUGCUUACCCUCAAAACCAUCUGCUGGCUAGUGAAGACAUCGAACGGGGUCAGGUGCUUGGCCAGGGUGCCUACGGCUGUGUUUACGAAGCCAAGUUUCUUGGAAUCCCGUGUGCUGCUGUCAAGGAUAUCAUUGUCGCCAGAAGCCCCGGAUCGGUUCACGAUCAGGAUCAUCUUCCAUUCGAGAUCCAGGCUCAUCUCACUGUGAAGCAUUCAAGCAUCGUUAGCGUUCUGGGAUAUUACAGUACCACUCGCAGCAGCAGAUCCUCAGGCAAGCAUCAGCAGCAGCAGCAGAUCUAUUCGCUGCUGAUGGAGAGGAUGGAUAGGAACUUGACCGAGCUCAUAGAAGAAGAAACCAAAACGUUGAACUCGUCGUCCACAUCAACGUCGUCGACGACGACCCCGCCAUUUGCAAUGCGAGAAUCACUGUCCAUCAUGCUGCAAGUCGCCGCCGCUAUGGAGCUCCUGCACUCCAAAGACAUGAUUCACAGAGAUCUCAAGACGGACAACAUACUCGUACGCCAGCACCGGGACAUCGUCCGGGUGAAGGUUGCCGACCUAGGGCUGGCCUGCGUCCACCUUGGAGGCCUCCACACCGACAGGCGUGGUACCAAGAACUUCAUGGCACCUGAAGUGUACGCGUCCGAGACGUACUCGAAGAAGGCGGACGUCUACAGCUUCGCCAUGGUGUGCUAUCACGUACUCACCGGAACGCUGCCGUUCGCGGACGUCCUACGCAAACCCAUGCACGAGUUCUUCGCCAUGGUUUCUAAAGAAAAGAGGCGGCCUGUGAUUCCCGGGAACUGGCCGAUCGACUUGGUGGAGCUUGUGACGUCCUGUUGGAGGCAUGAGCCGGAAGAACGUCCGACGUUCGCCAUGGUUACGGAGAGAUUGAAGCUGAUACGUGCGUCCGUGGCUACCAACAUCAGCGUCGAGGAGGUAACGCUGUUCUUGAAGCAGGAGGAAGAAGUUUUUCCUUUUGUGGAGGAAAACGUUUUGCCAGCGAAUACAACAGCUUCGUUGGCCCAGUCUGAUCAUCAAUCGAGUUUCGUGGAUGACAUUAUCACCCGGCUGAUCGAGGUUCGCAAUGGCCGCCCCGCAUGCCAGGUGCAGUUAGCUGAGUCCGAGAUCCGGAAGCUUUGCCUAUGUGCGAAGGAGAUUUUCCUGUCGCAGCCGAACUUGCUCGAGCUGGAAGGGCCAGUCACGAUUUGCGGUGAUAUUCAUGGGCAGUAUUGGGAUUUACUCACAAUCUUUCAGGAUGGCGGGUUUCCUCCACUGACGAAUUAUCUCUUCCUCGGUAACUAUGUUGAUCUUGGCAAGCAGAGCAUCGAGACGAUCUGCUUACUCCUUGCUUACAAGAUCAAGUAUCCAGAACUGUUCUUCUUACUUCGGGGAAGCCAUGAAUGCGCAUCCGUGAACAGAAUCUUUGGCUUCUACGACGAGUGUAAGAGGAGAUACAACGUUCGAUUGUGGUUGACGUUUACAGACUGUUUCAGCACCUUACCAUUCUGCGCCCUGAUCGACGAUAAAGUCCUCUGCAUGCACGGGGGACUGUCGCCGGACCUGAAAUCUCUGGAUAUGAUCAGGGAAAUCGCUCGACCGACUGAUAUUCCGGAUGCUGGACUAGUUUGUGAUCUUGUCUGGGCUGAUCCUGAUAAGGAAAUCAGAGGAUGGGGUAUGAACAAUGAGCAUAGUUACAGAUUUGGAGCUGAUGUAGUUGCGGAGUUUUUACAAAAGCACGACUUGGAUCUCAUCUGCCGAGCUCAUCAGGUUGUGGAGGAUGGAUAUGAGUUUUUUGCAAGUCGGGGGCUUGUGACAUUGUUCUCGGCCCCAAAGUUUGCCGGCAAUGCUGGGGCCGUGAUGUGUGUGGAUGAGCAACUCAUAUGCAGCUUUAAGAUUUUUAAGCACGGAAAAACACGGGUAUGAGUUAUUGUUUCAGAGCUUUUUUCAUUUCGACUUCACAGGACGAACCCCUGCUGAACUUAUUCAGAUAGUGGGCAGAAAACACUUAGUUUUACAAACGCCUUACACCUCAGACUCCAAAUGCACGCAAGCAGCAGCAGCUCAUGAGGUUGAAACUCGGCGUCUGCUAGAAACCGUUCCACAUCCUCAGCGAAGAGGCCACCAACAAGUACGUUCCGCUAGUCAUCAGAUUCGUGACGCGAGGCAGAAAAACGGCGACACAAGGCUUGCAAGCGGCACAGUACCAAAACCAAAGUCGGUUUCAUACAGCGGGAAACGAUUCCAGCUUGUGAUCGUAAAGUCGGAUUCAGCAUCGCAGGGACACACCAACGGCAGUCCAAUGCACAGGAAAAAGAAAUCGAUUCCCAAAUUUUAGGGCGUUUUGGGUAUUUUUCAGAAUUUCAUUUUUGUCGGGACGGUA